Molecule: messenger RNA, 2720 nt
Organism: Callorhinus ursinus (northern fur seal)
Lineage: Eukaryota; Metazoa; Chordata; Mammalia; Carnivora; Otariidae
Gene: PRKAG2
Product: protein kinase AMP-activated non-catalytic subunit gamma 2
Biological process (GO): regulation of catalytic activity; protein phosphorylation
Cellular component (GO): cytoplasm; nucleotide-activated protein kinase complex; nucleus
Molecular function (GO): protein kinase regulator activity; AMP binding; protein kinase binding
Source: RefSeq, a predicted model, not a curated record
GCCGCGCCGCCCCUCACUUGCCGGCUCCCUGUCCCCGGGACGCGGCGCGGCGGAGGGACGCAGCGGGCGCGCCCUCCGGCUGGCAGGGCCCCGCGAGCCGAGCCGCCGCCAGAAUUUCUGCGUGCAGCCGAGCGGGGAGCCCAAUUCCCGGGGCGUUCGCGUUUGCGCCUCCUCCUCCCUCCUCCCCCCUCUCGCCCACAAGGGGGACGGGCCGAGUUCCAGGCUCCCGGCUGGUUCAUUCUGCGGCCGAGGAUUAUAUUUACAUGCAAACUGUCUCACUCUCGCCAGAUUGUCCACUUCGGCGCAGGCACGGGAGGCUUGUUUUCCACAUUACUGUCUCUACUUUGCACCUGCCUUUCAGAUUACCUCCGGGAAUCUGUGGGAGGAGCUGAGAGGGUGGAAAAUGUUGCUUCGCUUUGCAAAAGGAAGAAAACUUUGUCACCCAGCGGGAGACCUCUGCCAUGCGUAACCCGGAGAGACACCAGAACCAGGACAGCCUCUGGCUUUGAUUUUGCACCGCUGAGCCCGUAAGGAGGAAGAGGACACGUGAACUCCGCGCUCACGCCGACCGCCAUCCGUGCCCAGUGGCGGCGGCCCGAGGUACCUGCGCCACCUUCCUUCCCUCCCCGGGGAAGUCCCCACGCGGUGUCUUCGGGUGGAAGGAUAAUAAUAAAGAGCGCGCGGCUCGAGGCCGACAGCAGGGGCCGGCCUAGGAAGGAGAGAACCGAAUUGCAGGAACGAGUCACCCGGAAUUAACUUCUGGUUAAAGUUAUGGGAAGCGCGGCCAUGGACACCAAGAAGAAGAAAGAUGUUUCCAGCCCUGGUGGGAGCAGUGGCAAAAAAAACCCCAGCCAGAAGAGGCGUUCGCUGCGAGUGCACAUCCCGGACCUGAGUUCCUUUGCCAUGCCGCUCCUGGACGGAGACCUGGAGAGCUCAGAAAAGCAUUCUUCUCGUAAGGUGGACAGCCCCUGCAGCUCGGGCAGCCCCUCCAAAGGGUUCUUCUCUAGAGGCCCCCAGCACCGGCCCUCCAGCCCCGUGUCUGCUCCCGUGAGGCCCAAGACCAGCCCUGGCUCUCCCAAAACUGUGUUCCCAUUCUCCUACCAGGAGUCCCCACCCCGCUCCCCACGCCGAAUGAGCUUCAGUGGGAUCUUUCGCUCUUCAUCCAAAGAAUCUUCCCCCAACUCCAACCCGUCUACCUCACCCGGGGGCAUCAGGUUCUUCUCCCGCUCCAGAAAAACUUCAGGCCUCUCUUCCUCUCCGUCCACACCCACCCAGGUGGCCAAGCAGCACACCUUUCCUCUUGAAUCCUACAAGCACGAGCCUGAGCGACUGGAAAAUCGCAUCUAUGCCUCGUCUUCCCCUCCGGACACAGGCCAGAGGUACUGCCCGUCCUCCUUCCAGAGCGUGGCCAGGCCUCCAGCAGCAUCACCGACACACUAUGCUUCCCCCAGAACCGCGGCGCUGGCGGCGGCCCCGGGACCCGCGGAAGCCGGCAUGCUGGAGAAAUUCGAGUUGGAAGAAGAAGCAGAAGACUCAGAAAGUGGUGUUUACAUGCGCUUCAUGAGGUCACACAAGUGUUACGACAUCGUUCCCACCAGUUCAAAGCUUGUGGUCUUUGAUACUACAUUACAAGUGAAAAAGGCUUUCUUUGCCUUAGUAGCCAAUGGUGUUCGAGCAGCGCCACUGUGGGAGAGUAAGAAACAAAGCUUUGUAGGAAUGCUAACAAUUACAGAUUUCAUAAAUAUACUACAUAGAUACUAUAAGUCACCCAUGGUACAGAUUUAUGAAUUAGAGGAACAUAAGAUUGAAACAUGGAGGGAGCUUUAUUUACAAGAAACAUUUAAGCCUUUAGUGAAUAUAUCUCCAGACGCAAGCCUCUUCGAUGCUGUAUACUCGUUGAUCAAAAAUAAAAUCCACAGAUUGCCAGUUAUUGACCCUAUCAGUGGGAAUGCACUUUAUAUACUUACCCACAAAAGAAUCCUCAAGUUCCUCCAGCUUUUUAUGUCUGAUAUGCCAAAGCCUGCCUUCAUGAAGCAGAACCUGGAUGCCCUUGGAAUUGGGACCUAUCACAACAUCGCCUUCAUCCACCCGGACACUCCCAUCAUCAAAGCCUUGAACGUCUUUGUAGAGAGACGAGUGUCGGCCUUGCCUGUGGUGGAUGAGUCAGGAAAAGUUGUAGAUAUUUAUUCCAAAUUUGAUGUAAUUAACCUUGCUGCUGAAAAAACCUACAAUAACCUAGAUAUCACAGUGACCCAGGCCCUUCAGCACCGCUCUCAGUAUUUCGAGGGUGUCGUGAAGUGCAGUAAGCUGGAAAUCCUGGAGACCAUCGUGGACAGAAUAGUGCGGGCUGAGGUGCAUCGGCUGGUGGUCGUGAAUGAAGCAGAUAGCAUCGUGGGUAUUAUCUCCCUGUCGGACAUCCUGCAAGCGCUGAUCCUCACGCCCGCAGGUGCCAAACAGAAGGAGGCGGAAGCAGAAUGACCACUGUGAGUGGAGAAGCCCUUGGAGGAGAACCUGAACAGAGAUUCUGGGGUCACGCUUUGCCUCAUGAACACUGACCGUGACAGAAGACAGUCGAAUGGCUAAGAAUGUAUAUCAGGGUUUAGUGAUGGGUUAUUUUUUCCAGUGAUAUUGAAACUGAGCAUAAGAAACAGUUUAUGUGUUUGAAGAUUCAGGCUUGCAUUAAAAGACUAUUUUCAGACCUUUGUCUGAACGAUUUCAAA